Molecule: messenger RNA, 1440 nt
Organism: Cryphonectria parasitica EP155
Lineage: Eukaryota; Fungi; Ascomycota; Sordariomycetes; Diaporthales; Cryphonectriaceae
Product: family 6 glycoside hydrolase
Exons: 9
Coding region: 1-1440 (479 amino acids)
Biological process (GO): cellulose catabolic process
Cellular component (GO): extracellular region
Molecular function (GO): cellulose binding; hydrolase activity, hydrolyzing O-glycosyl compounds
Source: RefSeq, a predicted model, not a curated record
AUGGCCGCUCAAAAGUUUCUCCUCGCCGCUGCCAUUACGUCUUCGGCGCUGGCCGUUCCCGUUCUUGAAGAUCGUCAGAGCUGUGGUGCCGUAUACGCACAAUGCGGUGGUACAGGAUGGACAGGGGCGACAUGCUGCGCCAGCGGAAGCGUGUGUAGCUACGAGAAUGACUACUACUCGCAGUGUCUCCCGGGUACAGCUACCACCACCACGGCAGCAACUUCGGCCUCGAGCUCAUCAAGCGUCAGCUCGGCGUCGACGGUCUCGUCCACGAGCACGACCAAGGCGACAACUACCACUGCCUCCUCGAAGACUACGACAGCAGUGGUGGGCACUGGCACCGGCACCGCCUCCUACUCGGGCAACCCCUUCACCGACGUACAGCUCUGGGCUAAUGCUUACUACGCAUCUGAGAUCUCUGCUUCGGCCAUUCCCAGCUUGACUGGAACACAGGCGACGCAGGCAUCUGCUGUGGCAAAGGUGCCAACUUUCCAGUGGCUGGACCAAGCUGCCAAGGUCGAUACCCUCAUGGUCGAGACGCUCGAUGACAUCCGGGCUGCCAACGAGGCCGGCGCCGACCCUCCAUAUGCUGGUCUCUUUGUGGUAUACGAUCUUCCUGACCGUGACUGUGCUGCUGCGGCCUCAAACGGCGAGUACACUAUUGCCGACAAUGGUGUUGAGUAUUACUACGAAUACAUCGACAGCAUCAAGGCCGUCAUCGAGGAGUACGCGGACAUCCGCACCAUCCUCGUCAUCGAGCCCGACUCGCUGGCCAACAUGGUGACCAACCUCGCCGUGGCCGAGUGCGCCGCGGCCCAGAGCGCCUACUAUGAGUGCAUCAACUAUGCUCUCAUCCAGCUCAACCUGCCCAAUGUGGCCAUGUACAUUGAUGCUGGUCAUGCCGGCUGGCUUGGCUGGAGUGCAAACAUCGGCCCUGCUGCUGAGCUCUUUGGCCAGGUUUAUGCCAACGCGUCCCAGGCUGCGGCCAUCCGUGGGCUCGCCACCAACGUGGCCAACUACAACGGGUGGAACUUGGCAUCUGCCCCUUCGUACACCUCGGGCGACUCCAACUACGACGAGUACCUCUACGUAACCGCCCUCUCCCCACUCCUCCAAGAACAAGGCUUCGACGCGUACUUCAUCACCGAACAGUCCCGCUCGGGCGUCCAGCCGACAGAGCAGGAGGCCUGGGGUGACUGGUGCAACGUGAUCGGCACGGGAUUCGGCACGCGGCCCACAACGGACACGGGGCUCGACAUCGAGGACGCCUUCGUGUGGGUGAAGCCUGGUGGCGAGAGCGACGGCACCAGCAACACCAGCUCGCCGCGCUAUGACUACCACUGCGGGUACUCGGAUGCGCUGCAGCCGGCGCCUGAGGCCGGAACUUGGUUCGAGGCGUACUUUGUGCAGCUGCUGACGAACGCGAACCCGGCUUUCUGA